GCCCUACCACAGGCAAAAUCCUCUUUAUGAACAAAUGAAGUUAAAGGAGAAGGAGAUCGUGACAUUUCUACACAAAUUAGAGAUGGAGACCAUGGAGCCACGAGAGAACUUCCAGGAGCUGGAGAAGGAGAUAAAUUUCUAUCGUAACCUGUCCAGCCGGCUCCUGAUGGAGAAGAAUCUUAUAAAGAAGAAUUUGGUGAUAUUGCAGCAGGACAGCAAGGAAGUACAGGCUGAUUGGGCCAUCAUCCAUCAAUAUUUAGUGGCCUUGAACCUGAGUGGUAAAGACGAACAGGAGAAGAACAGCAACCUUGAGACUCAAGAAUAUCAG
Mus caroli (Ryukyu mouse) is the source of this 328-nucleotide messenger RNA. NCBI's taxonomy places the organism in Eukaryota, Metazoa, Chordata, Mammalia, Rodentia, Muridae. The record is from RefSeq and is a predicted model, not a curated record.